AUGCGGUGGCUGGGUCCGGGGGUGCUGGGGGUGCUGGGGGUGCUGCUGUCCCUGCUGCCGCCCCCCAGCCCCGCCGACACCUUCUCGGCCAUGCUGAGCGUGCGGCGGGCGCUGGGCCCCGAGGGCCGCCUGCUCCGCCGGCUCCGCGCCUACCUGCGGGAGGAGCGCGGCCGCCUCCGCCGCCUGCGCAGGUUUUAUGAGAAGGUCCAGGCACUGCACCAGGACUCCAAGGCCUCAGUGGACAACCCCUUGCUGGCCUUCAGCCUCAUCAAGCGUCUUCACUCUGACUGGCCCAAUGUCAUCUACAGUGAUGAGGCCACCGAGAACACCCAGGCCCUCCACGCUGCCUUCAAGGAAGUGGAAGAGGAGCUUCCAGGGGCUGAGGACCUGGACGGGGCUGCCCAGGCCCUGAUGAGGCUGCAGGAUGUCUACGCCCUCAGCGUCAAGGGCUUGGCCAGCGGCGUCUUCCAGCGCGUCGGGACCGCCCGCCCGCCCCUCUACAGCCCCGGCCGGCGCGUCGCCCUCUCUGCCGACGACUGCUUCCACGUGGGCAAGGUUGCCUACGACACAGGUGACUACUACCACUCCAUCCCCUGGCUGGAGGAGGCCGUCAGCCUCUUCCGCCUCUCCUACGGCAGCUGGAACCCCGAGGACAGGAGCAGCCUGGAGGAUGCUCUGGACCAUCUCGCCUUCUCCUACUUCAUGGCUGGAAACGUCUCCCACGCUUUGAGUCUCUCCAGGGAAUUUCUCCACUAUGACCCCAGCAACCAAAGGGUGGUGAGGAACGUGGCCAAGUACAAGAAGCUGCUGGAGAUGGGGAAGGUGGUGAGCACGGAACCCCUGAGGCGCCCCAACAGCACCCGCCUGCGGAGCCGUGACGCCUACGAGGAGCUGUGCCAGCGCCCGGGGGGGCAGCAGGCCCUGGAGCAUCUCCCACACUUGAGCUGCUCCUACGAGACCAACGGCAGCCCCUACCUCCUUCUCCAGCCCGUGAAGAAGGAGGUGGUUCAGCUCCAACCCUACGUGGCUUUGUACCAUGAUUUCAUCAGUGAUGCUGAGGCUGAGACCAUCAAGGGGUUGGCAGGGCCAUGGCUGCAGAGAUCCGUGGUGGCCUCCGGGGAGAAGCAGCAGAAAGCCGAGUACCGGAUAAGCAAGAGUGCCUGGCUGAAGGACACUGCCCACCCCGUGGUGCAGGGGUUGGAGCGGCGCGGCGCCGCCCUCACCGGCCUGGACCUGAGGCCACCCUAUGCUGAGUACCUGCAGGUGGUCAACUAUGGGUUGGGAGGACACUAUGAGCCACACUUCGACCACGCCACGUCCAGGAAAAGCCCCCUUUACAGAAUGAAGUCGGGCAACAGGAUCGCCACCCUCAUGAUCUAUCUGAGCGCAGUGGAGGCCGGAGGCUCCACUGCCUUCAUCCAUGCCAACUUCAGUGUGCCCGUGGUUAAGAAUGCAGCUCUUUUCUGGUGGAACCUGCGGAGGAACGGGGAUGGUGACGGGGACACCCUCCAUGCUGGCUGCCCAGUCCUGGCUGGGGACAAGUGGGUGGCAAAUAAGUGGAUCCACGAGCACGGGCAGGAGUUUCGGCGGCCGUGCAGCACUGACCCACAAGACUGAGCCCCCCGUGGGCUCAAGGACGUGGCACCCACGGGUGACAAAGCCACCCAAGGAGCUGCAGCAAGAGGAGGGAGGGAAGGGGGUGGCAGUGGCACAAGGUGCUGCUGGGGACAGUGGCACUUGCUCAGCUGUGGCUGAAUCCCUGGUGAAAAUAAAAGUCAAA
Messenger RNA from Apus apus (common swift), 1780 nucleotides. RefSeq names its product prolyl 4-hydroxylase subunit alpha 3 (gene P4HA3). Bases 1 to 1617 code for a protein of 538 amino acids. The record is from RefSeq and is a predicted model, not a curated record. Gene Ontology annotation, molecular function: iron ion binding; procollagen-proline 4-dioxygenase activity; L-ascorbic acid binding. NCBI's taxonomy places the organism in Eukaryota, Metazoa, Chordata, Aves, Apodiformes, Apodidae. The transcript has 13 exons. Gene Ontology annotation, biological process: peptidyl-proline hydroxylation to 4-hydroxy-L-proline. Gene Ontology annotation, cellular component: endoplasmic reticulum.